Messenger RNA from Trichomycterus rosablanca, 1128 nucleotides. RefSeq names its product pepsin A-like. Gene Ontology annotation, biological process: proteolysis. NCBI's taxonomy places the organism in Eukaryota, Metazoa, Chordata, Actinopteri, Siluriformes, Trichomycteridae. Gene Ontology annotation, molecular function: aspartic-type endopeptidase activity. The record is from RefSeq and is a predicted model, not a curated record. Bases 1 to 1128 code for a protein of 375 amino acids. The transcript is spliced from 9 exons.
AUGAAGCUGAUUCUGGCCUUGUGUGCCUUAGUGGCACUUGCAGAGUGCAUCAAGGUGCCUUUGAUCAAGGGUAAGAGUGCCCGACAGGCUCUGCGAGAGAAAGGACUGUGGGAGGAAUACAGGCUGAAAUUCCCCUACAACCCCACUGGCAAGUUUGCUGCACAGAACGGUGUUGAGUCCAUGACCAAUGAUGCUGAUUUGUCCUACUAUGGUGUGAUCAGCAUUGGCACUCCACCUCAAUCCUUCCAAGUCGUUUUUGAUUCUGGCUCCUCCAACCUGUGGGUACCUUCCACCUCCUGCUCAAGCCAGGCUUGUCAGAACCACAAUCAAUUCAACCCAUCACAGUCCAGCACCUUCCAGACCAACAACCAGGCUCUCUCUAUUAGCUAUGGUACUGGCAGCAUGACUGGAAUCCUGGGUUAUGACACAGUGCAGGUUGGUGGAAUCACAGUGCAAAAUCAGGUCUUUGGACUGAGUGAGACUGAAGCUCCCUUCAUGGCCUACAUGCAAUCAGAUGGCAUCCUGGGUCUGGCUUACUCAUCCAUUUCUUCUGAUGGGGCCACCCCUGUCUUUGACAACAUGAUGAGCCAGAACCUGGUCUCCCAGGACAUCUUCUCAGUCUACCUGAGCCCUAAUGGUCAGCAGGGUAGCGUGGUGAUGUUUGGUGAGCUCGACAGCUCCUACUACACUGGCAACAUCUACUGGAUCCCUCUUUCAUCUGAGACCUACUACCAAGUCACCAUGGACAGUGUUACCAUAAAUGGGCAGACUGUUGCCUGCUCUGGAGGGUGUCAGGCUAUCGUUGAUACCGGCACUUCCCUUAUUGUUGGUCCAACCUCAGACAUCAGCAACAUUAACUCCUGGUUGGGCGCCACCACUGACCAGUAUGGAGAUUCUACUGUGAGCUGUAGCUCUGUCCAAAGUCUUCCCGCAAUUACCUUCACCCUUAAUGGCUACAGCUUCACCAUCCCUGCUUCAUCCUACAUCAGUCAGGAAUCCUCCAGCUGUCAGACUGGUUUCAGUGGGAGCAGUGACUCACUCUGGAUUCUGGGUGAUGUUUUCAUCAGAAACUACUACACCAUUUUUAACAGGGAGAACAACAGCGUUGGUCUGGCUCAGGUCGCUUAA